Trematomus bernacchii (emerald rockcod) is the source of this 2824-nucleotide messenger RNA. RefSeq names its product arrestin domain containing 2 (gene arrdc2). Lineage: Eukaryota; Metazoa; Chordata; Actinopteri; Perciformes; Nototheniidae. Gene Ontology annotation, cellular component: cytoplasm; plasma membrane. Gene Ontology annotation, biological process: protein transport. The coding region runs from base 174 to 1409 and encodes 411 amino acids. The record is from RefSeq and is a predicted model, not a curated record. The transcript is spliced from 7 exons.
CUGCAAAUAGGGCUGCAGACUGAAAAGCACUUCUCAGUUUGAGCUUUAAACAAGUGAAUACAAUUAACCUGCAGUCUGAAGAUCCACUUCAUAACACUUUUGAUAUAUUGCGGGGAGAAGAAUAAGUGAAUCACUCACUUUUGCUUUCGAGAGGAAUUACAUAGCCUGCAAAAAUGAUUUUCGACAAGUUAAAAAAGUUUGACAUCGUCUUCGACUCUCCGGAGGUGGACUGUCCUCCGGUGUUCAGCAGCGGGGACGUGGUGUCCGGUCGGGUGGUGCUGGACCUGUCCGGGGAGAGUCGGGUUGAGUCCCUGAAGUUGCACGCAGAAGGAUUCGCUAAAGUGCACUGGACCGAGUCCCGGUCCGCCGGCUCCAGCACCGCUUACACCCAGAACUACAGCGACGAGGUGGAGUACCUGAACCGGAGAGAGGUGCUGCUGCAGGCAGAUAAUGGUGAAGUUACCGUCCUUCCUGCUGGCAGACACGAGUUUCCAUUCAGCUUCCAGCUGCCUGAGGAGACGCUGGUCACCUCCUUCGAGGGAAAACACGGCAGCAUUCGUUACUGGGUCAAAGUUAAGUUGCACAGGCCAUGGGCCACCGUCAGGAAGAUCAAGAAGGAGUUCACAGUCAUCGAGUCCAUUGACAUCAACACGCCAGCCUUGCUGGCGCCACAGGCUGGAACGAAGGACAAAUUGGCACGUGCAUGGUACCGCAACUUUGGACAGGUGUCUAUAACUGCAAAGAUCGACCGCAAAGGCUACACACCAGGUGAAGUGAUACCUGUCUUUGCGGAGUUUGACAACUGUACCUCCAGAUCAGUUGUGCCCAAAGCUUACAUCACUCAGACGCAGACGUUCAUCGCCCGCGGCUCCAUGAAGCAGAAGCGAGCGGUGGUGGGCACGCUUUCUGGUGAUAUUGUAGGAGCCAGAUGCAGGGAGACGUGGCACGGCCGCGCCAUCAAAAUCCCACCUGUGGGUCCCUCCAUCCUGCAGUGCCGCAUCAUCAAAGUGGAGUACAUGCUCAAGGUUUGUGUUGAUGUUCCUGGGACAACCAAGCUGUGCCUGGAGCUGCCUCUGGUCAUAGGCACCAUCCCUCUUCAUCCCUUCGGCAGCCGGACCUCCAGCGUCAGCAGCCAGUACAGCUGCAACCUGGAGUGGCUCCGCAUGGCCAUCCCCGAGCAGCCUGAGCCCCCUCCAGAGUACAGCUCUGUGGUGACCGAGGAGGAGGCCGAGCAGCGCAACAAUGCAGCGGUUCCUGCAUCGCAACACGCCGAAGACCUGAGUGGGAUUCUGGAGCGCCCCCUCAUGGCUUUUGUCCAAGAGUUUCGCUUCCGACCUCCGCCAGUGUACUGCGAGGUUGACCCCAACCCUCAGCCCUUAAACAUGAGACCUCGCUGCAUGACAUGUUGAACCAUGAGCCCUGACUGAGCGUCAAGCGACCUAACUUAAAGAAAAGAAUCAAGAGAUUUCUCUUCUCCUGGAUUACUGCUCUCUGAUGAUGGCACCUGAUCCCACCGAGUGUCGUGGAGAGAGACUGGAGCGCCACGGAGAGUUCAGGAGACGGAGCUCACAGGAACUGGAUGUGUGUGGAAGACUUCGUUUCACGUCCAUAAAGAAAAGUGGACAUUUUUCGAUUCUGUUACAAGAAAAAUAACUACUCCAAAUCAGUUCCUGUUCUCCCCAAGUGAUUUAUGGCUCCUUUAUGAGAAGCGAGCUGUAAAUACCUCCCAAUCAAUGAUUCCCUCAUGUGAAGUGAAUUUUGUGAUUUAAGGAGUUUUGGACAUAUUUGUGGGGAAAGAUCACUUGAAAAUUGUCAGGUGGAGAGUUGAAAUUGCAACUGGUGUUCAAAUGUUCUAAAAAAGCACUCUUUAUAAGAUGAUUUAUUGUUAUCCUCUUUGAUAAGCGUACAGAGAAAAGUGCAAUCUUAACUUUUCAACUCUCCUUGUCCUGGCAAGCUCAGCAGAUCUUAACAACCUACAGUGCUAUGCAUUGUGUCGGUCAUCAGCAGGGAGCCUGUGAUGUCUACUGUGACAUACUGUAUUUGAAGGUGUGAAAGUGGAUCAGUCAAGUCAAGAAAGCAGUUGUAGAUGAACUUUAUGCAUGCAGGUCACAUUAUGUAAAAGGGAAUAAUAAGUAUGCCUUAAUUAACUGCUGUCGAAGAUUGCAUGAGAGUUUCAGGGAGUUGUUCUCUCAAAGAGAUUAACAGCACUGAAUGUAUUCUUCAAGAACUUGGAACAAAACGGUUGGAUUGUAUGUGUAUGAAUUCCAAGAGAGGUGUUGUGUUAAUGCAAGGCUUAAGGCACUGAAGUGUCAGAUAGCUGUGGUUGUUGUUGAUUUUAGCACAGUGAUAAAAUAGAAGAAGCAGUUUGUGUAUAGAGCUGCAAUACGCUCGUAUAUUAGCUCUCCCAGCUGCUGAGGAGGAGGAGAUGGAGACGGAGACGGAGACGGAGACGGAGACGGAGACGGAGACGGAGACGGAGACGCUGAGCCACGUGGUCUGAAGCUUUUGAUGGGAGCCAGAUGCGUUGGUGCUGUGGGGCGCUUUGUAACGCCUAACCAGAACGCAGUGCUCAGCGUGCAAGGCCAGCCUUAAGCUGGAGAUGCCACUGAAAUGUCUGGACAAAGAACAUUCCAAAAACUGACUGGAGGAUUAUGUGUUUGUUCCUCAACUUCCAAAAAAAAACUGUAAAAGUAUGAACAAAGUCUUCAGGGUCAGCUGUGUGACUUCUGUGGCAUGCACUGAAAUAUAUUUUUAUACAAAUUGUUCAUUCACAAUCUUACCAAAGUUUUAUAAACUUCUUUUCUAAUAAAAAAGAUUAAAAUAA